Messenger RNA from Tupaia belangeri chinensis (Chinese tree shrew), 3295 nucleotides. RefSeq names its product kinesin family member 3A (gene KIF3A). Gene Ontology annotation, molecular function: ATP binding; microtubule binding; microtubule motor activity. The record is from RefSeq and is a predicted model, not a curated record. NCBI's taxonomy places the organism in Eukaryota, Metazoa, Chordata, Mammalia, Scandentia, Tupaiidae. Gene Ontology annotation, cellular component: microtubule. Gene Ontology annotation, biological process: mitotic cell cycle; microtubule-based movement.
UGGGUCUUAUGAUCUAGGAGGGCCUCUUUCAUCCCACCCGGGGAUGCCAGGUAUCCCACCCUCACUGCGGGCCAGAUACCUAGCGCAACUGAACGGCAGCACUGCGCAGGCGCGGCCUCAGUCUGGUGUCCUAGGAGAUGGACUCAAAAAAGCCUUGGCGCAGGCGCAAUUCAAGAGGCCGAAGAAGCCUGAGACCAGGGGUUGGGCGGGGCGGGCUCCGAGUGCGCCUGCGCGGUGCGCGCUCUCGUCCUAGGAUCUGCAGUCUCGGAACGCCAGGGAGGUGUUUCGGUAGUCUCUCGCCAGCCUCUCCCGCGAACCGGGUAUCGUUGGGCUGCACCCCGGGCGGGACGUCCGCCGGUCACGGGAGGGGCCACGAUGCCGAUCAAUAAAUCAGAGAAGCCCGAGAGCUGUGAUAAUGUGAAGGUUGUCGUUAGGUGCCGGCCCCUCAAUGAGAGAGAGAAGUCGAUGUGCUACAGACAGGCUGUCAGUGUGGAUGAGAUGAGGGGAACUAUCACCGUUCAUAAGACCGACUCUUCCAAUGAACCUCCAAAGACGUUUACUUUUGAUACUGUUUUUGGACCAGAGAGUAAACAACUUGACGUGUAUAACUUAACCGCAAGGCCUAUUAUUGAUUCUGUUCUUGAAGGCUACAAUGGGACUAUUUUUGCAUACGGACAAACUGGAACAGGCAAAACUUUUACCAUGGAAGGCGUUCGAGCUGUUCCUGAACUUAGAGGAAUCAUUCCCAAUUCAUUCGCUCAUAUAUUUGGUCAUAUUGCAAAAGCAGAGGGUGAUACAAGAUUUUUGGUUCGAGUGUCUUACUUGGAAAUAUAUAAUGAAGAAGUUCGUGAUCUUUUGGGAAAGGACCAGACACAGAGAUUAGAGGUUAAAGAAAGACCAGAUGUGGGAGUUUACAUCAAAGAUUUAUCAGCUUAUGUGGUAAAUAAUGCGGAUGAUAUGGACAGAAUUAUGACACUAGGUCACAAAAACCGUUCUGUUGGCGCAACUAACAUGAAUGAACACAGUUCCCGUUCCCACGCCAUCUUCACAAUCACUAUAGAAUGCAGUGAGAAAGGCGUUGAUGGUAACAUGCAUGUCAGGAUGGGGAAGCUCCAUCUUGUAGAUCUUGCAGGUUCAGAAAGACAAGCAAAAACUGGAGCUACAGGACAACGCCUAAAGGAAGCUACGAAAAUCAAUCUUUCACUUUCCACCCUUGGUAAUGUAAUUUCUGCCUUGGUUGAUGGAAAAAGCACUCAUGUGCCUUAUCGUAACUCUAAAUUGACUCGUCUUCUUCAGGAUUCCCUAGGAGGAAAUUCAAAAACUAUGAUGUGUGCAAAUAUUGGACCAGCAGAUUACAAUUAUGAUGAAACUAUCAGUACAUUACGGUAUGCCAAUCGUGCUAAGAAUAUUAAAAAUAAAGCUAGAAUCAAUGAAGAUCCAAAGGAUGCUUUGCUUCGUCAGUUUCAGAAAGAAAUAGAAGAACUGAAAAAAAAACUUGAAGAAGGGGAAGAAAUAUCAGGCUCAGAUAUCAGUGGCUCAGAAGAGGAUGAAGAUGAAGAGGGUGAAGUUGGAGAAGAUGGAGAGAAAAGGAAAAAAAGAAGGGGCAGUAGCAGCAGCAGUAGUUCAGACUCCACAUGUUCUGUCAUAGAGAAACCUCUGGAUAAGUUCUUGCAUAAUCAAGCAGGUAAAAAGAAAGUUUCCCCAGAUAAGAUGGUUGAAAUGCAAGCAAAAAUUGAUGAGGAGAGAAAAGCACUUGAAACAAAGCUCGAUAUGGAAGAAGAAGAAAGGAACAAGGCUCGAGCUGAGCUAGAGAAACGGGAAAAAGAUCUUCUUAAAGCCCAACAGGAACAUCAGUCUUUGCUGGAGAAAUUAUCUGCCCUGGAGAAGAAGGUCAUUGUUGGUGGUGUUGAUUUGCUGGCCAAAGCCGAGGAACAAGAAAAACUUCUGGAAGAAUCCAAUAUGGAGCUGGAAGAAAGGAGGAAAAGAGCAGAGCAACUUCGCAGAGAACUUGAAGAAAAAGAGAUACCAGUUUACAAGAGGAAGCACAGGGAAAGACCAAGAAAUUAAAGAAAGUUUGGACUAUGCUGAUGGCUGCGAAGUCAGAGAUGGCCGAUCUCCAACAAGAACAUCAGAGGGAAAUUGAAGGCCUCUUGGAGAAUAUUCGGCAACUUAGCCGGGAGCUUCGACUUCAGAUGCUCAUUAUCGAUAACUUUAUUCCUCAGGAUUAUCAGGAAAUGAUUGAAAACUAUGUCCAUUGGAAUGAAGACAUAGGAGAAUGGCAGCUAAAAUGUGUUGCCUACACAGGAAAUAACAUGAGGAAGCAAACUCCAGUACCUGAUAAAAAGGAGAAAGAUCCCUUUGAAGUGGACCUUUCCCAUGUGUAUCUGGCUUACACUGAGGAGAGUCUGCGUCAGUCUUUGAUGAAAUUAGAAAGGCCACGGACUUCAAAGGGAAAAGCAAGACCAAAGACCGGGAGAAGAAAGCGUUCUACAAAGCCUGAAACUGUAAUUGACUCCUUAUUACAGUAAAUGUUACAGACACAGUAAAAAUUAGUGAUAUUCUCAUGGCUGGACGAAAUCUUUAAUUACAACACUGAAGACGUCUGUGUAAUUUCAAAUAAUGGAAGCUCUUAAUUAUGGAGUGAGACUGGAAACAAUAAUUUGCCUAAUAACUUUAGUCUAUAUAUAUUAAGUUAAUGUAGCAUAUUAAUUGGUACAACUGGUGAUCGUUCCAGCCGCCCUACCACUCCGCUUGUGCUGUGCAGCGGGGGAGCAGUUCGCACGGUAGAGUUGCAGUUUAGAUGUGUGUGAGUCUGUUAGUUAUUUACCCAGCCACUGCUUAUUGAGAUAGCCAGGUUUCCAAAAUAGAAAAAAAGUAUGGUCUGUUUUGCACAUAGAAAAUAGCAGAUCUCAUUGUUCUGUGUUGUGUUGUUAUAGCUGAUUGUUUGGGCUGCACAUCUAAGAAAUGGCUGUGUCCUAACACUAACCUCCCAGCUGGUUUAAACACACUCUGAUUUUCACACUAACAUUCAUUGCGUUUUAAUAUGAGAUGACUGAGCUUACUGGUCUUCUAUAGACAAUUUUAUAAUUCACUAGUCAGUCUUUGCAAGUAUACAUGUUUAAAAAAAAGUUAAAAAUGUAUUUUAUCAUGACUUCUCCUGACCUUGUUUGCCAUCUUGAGUUUUAUCAAAUACACUUUUUUCUGUUCCGAUGUUAUGUUCUUUCAAAACAUUGUCCUAUACCUAAAUGUAAAGGAGCCAAAAUUGCAGAAACUUAAGCAAAGUGUUGACCACUUA